AGACUGACAGAGAGGGGAAAAGGCACUCUUCCUGAAGAGAGCAAGGGCUUCGGGAGAAGAGCUCUCCCUGCCAAGCUCUAGCGGGAAAGCCGGGUCUGGGGCGGGCGUCCCUUCCCCUCUUCGGAGGCAGCGAGGCGGACUUUGCAAAGCGGCUGGAGGAGGACGCCUCUUUCCCUGCGUGGCCUCCAGGAAUCUCCCUCCACGAGUGGAAGAGGCGGUCUGUUUCCCAGGAGGAGGAGGAGGCUAUCUUGGGACGGGGCUUCCGAGGGGAACUGGCCGCCAAUAGGGUCUCCAGAGCCAGAGAUCCAGAGGGGAAACCCACGCUCCUCCUCCUCCUCCUCCUCCUCGGUGGCUGGCACCCAGGACCUUCCUUGAGAGGCUGGCGAUGCGGUCGGAAGGAGAGGAGCCAAAGUCGGGCUGAGAAAGGAAAGCGAAAGGACUGAGUCCGGAGAUCCCCCGAAAGCCAGCCAGCCCCAGAUGAGGAUGAGGGCGGCGUGGGCUCUUCCCGCCGGCCUCCUCCUGGCCUUCUUGCUCCUGGCUGCUUCGGGGGCUGGGGCCGGCCUCCAGGGCUCCCGCACCGCCGCCGCCUCCGCCCCCAGCUUCUCCCGGCUGCAGCGCAAGAGCCUGGCCCUGGAUUUCAUCGUGCCUUCCCUCUUCCGCACCUACUUGCGGGAGCUGCUGCUGGAGCCCUCGGCGGCUCCCUUCAAGGCGCGGUGCCGGCUGGUGCUGGACUGCCCUCCGCUUCUUCUUGCCGCCGGCCCUUGGCUGCCCAGGAGCCCCAGCGCCGCGGAGCCGUCGGGGAAAGGAGGAGGCGGAGGAGGAGGGGCGGCCCGGGCGCCGUCCAAGGUGCUGAAAGGCCCCGCCGCCCGCAAGCUCCGCCGCGCCAAGCAGCUGGUCCUGGAAGUGGGCGAAGGCAAGCUCCGGCAGGGCUGCCAAGGGGAGCCAGGGGCCCAGCUGGAGUUCGGCCUCUCCGAGGAGUUCAGCUGGUGGCUCCGCUCCGGAGAAGGGCGCCUCAGGAUCCGGCUCAUGCCCGAGAGGAAGGCCUCCUUCCAAGGCAGGGAAGGGCGCCUCUCCGCCGCCAUCAGGGCCUCCCAGCCCCGCCUCGCCUUCCAAGUGGCCGCCCCGGGCCUCAGCAUUCCAGAAUCACCAACAAAUAUUCCCCCACACUCUUUGGAUUUUUCAGUGUGGAAUCUAUCUUGGGUCAUGAAGGAUUCCUCCCCUUCCUUUGUUCCCAGAGGGCGACAUUUUUUUGACUGCAAUUUUGAAUCUCCCUGUGAUCUGGAAUAUUUCCCACCAAUGAGGGAGACCCAUAACAGAUCCUGGCACAGAGUAAGUGCAGAUGAGCUCUCACAGAUCCAUCUUUUGGAUGGUCCAGAGAGGGAUUACUCUGACGAUUCAACAAAAGGCUCAUUCCUGUACCUUAACACAACAGAAAGCAUGAAGUUCCUUAUUCUGAGUCCUUGGUUGAAAAGCAGUAGUGAAGACUGCACUGUGCAAGUGGCUGUCUACAGAUACUUCCAGCAAAGUGGGGAAUAUGUUGUUCAAGUCCUUUAUGCUAAUGAAAGCCGCAUCAAAAUCCCGCUCAUCUCAAGCAGAGAAAAACACGGGUAG
Molecule: messenger RNA, 1611 nt
Organism: Sceloporus undulatus (fence lizard)
Lineage: Eukaryota; Metazoa; Chordata; Lepidosauria; Squamata; Phrynosomatidae
Product: ALK tyrosine kinase receptor-like
Exons: 4
Coding region: 478-1611 (377 amino acids)
Cellular component (GO): membrane
Source: RefSeq, a predicted model, not a curated record